CAUCAGAUGAGGCGUGUAGCUAGAAUUGCUUAAUCUACGAUGAAAAAUAGAAUGCUAUAAUCUCUCCAAUAGAAGGUUGUUUAUCAUUUUGAUGAUAAUUACAAUAAGUUUUACAAGGAGAAGAAUGAGAAUUUGGUAUUUUUUUAAAGUUGAAAUUCAGAUCCAUCCUACUUACACAUCUAAACAUUUUAAAGUGUCAUCAAGUUCAAUCGUUCAAUACUUGGAAGACAAAAAGAUGGAACACAAGAUAUAGGGAAAAUAUGUACAAUUAAGAUAUUGUCCAUUCUGUCCGAAACAUAAUAUAGAGAAUCCAUCAAACUAGUUUGUUAUGGGAAUAAAUUUGGAGAAGUAAAUUUGAUAAAAAUCAUUCUAGUGGGUCUUAUAAUUGUUUUAGAGCAACUUGUUAAGCAAGAGGGUCUUGGUUUGAUUUUAAGAACUUUAUGAAUGGCAAUCUAAAUAGUUCACAACAAUAGAAUUAAUAGAGUUUAUAACAGCCAACUCAGAAGUUGAAUAUAUUUGAAUAUCACUAAUACUAUGAGAGAUUAAAGUUGUAAGAACCAAAAAUAGUUUAUGACUAUUUGACAGGGGAUGAUUGGGAAAAUGUAAAAUAUGCCUAUUAUUCACUAGUCAGAAUUAAAGAGGAAUUAAGGAUGAUGUGUUAAAAUUGUAUCUGAUUGGUAUUGAUAUAACUGAAAUCUACGAUCCUUAGUAGGGCAGUUAUGUAUAGGCUCCACUAAUAUACUUUCCAAUGUUUCGAUAUAGAAAUUAGCAUGAGAGGAAUAAAUUAAUAUAGAAAGCAUUGAAAUAGAAAAAGGAUGAAGUGCUAGCUGAAUAGGUGAUGAGCGAAGAAACCAAAUAGAAUAUUAAAUCACAAUUAGAUAACUAAUUUGACAAUUUAUAAUAUGAAUUGGUGAGUUGUAAGAUCAGAGCAGCCGGAAAGGAUUUGAAGCAUAUUCAGAAGAUCGAACCUAUGAAUGCUGCUAAAGGAAUAUUUGGAAUGCAUUUACUAAAAUAGGAUUCUACUCAAGUGAUUUUAACAGAAGGAGAAUUUGAUGCAAUGGCUGCUUAUUAAAUGACCAAUAUUCCUGCUAUCUCAUUGCCAUAUGGUAUAAAUCAUAUUCCAGCCUAUCUUAUUGAAUGGUAUUCUAUGAUGGUUAUUAAAUAAGGUUGGAUUAGUUUGAGAAAUUGAAUGAUAUUAUAAUAUGGGUAGAUGAUGAUAAUCCUGGAAGAAUUAAUUCUUAGAAGAUUGCUCGUAAACUCGGUAAUGCCAGAACUAGAGUGGUCUAACCAUCUUUACUUGAUCCACAUGAUUAUCCUAAAGAUGCAAAUGAUUGCUUAAGAUUUUAUGCAGAUAGAGUAAUGAAUUAUAUCGAUCAAUCAAAAUGCCUAUUAAAGAAGAAUAUCACUUAGUUUACUGAUUUUAAAUAAUUGACUAAGAAUAGAAUCUUAAAUUUUGAAUUGUCUAAAGGAACUCAAUCAUAAUCAUUUACAACAUAUAAUAACACAACUAAAGGGUUGCGAACUGGAGGUAUGUGAUUUAUUAUUAAAUUAGAAUUCACUAUUUUGACUGGACCUACUGGUAGUGGUAAGACAACUUUUUUGAGUCAGUUGUCAUUAGAUUUCUGUAAAGAAGGCAUAACAACACUUUGGGGCAGUUUUGAAAUAAAGACUGACAGAUUGGCUGAACAUUAAUUAUUACAAGCAUACAAGACAGAUCUAAUUAAGCAAAAGGAUUUGAUUGAUGUAGCAGUUCAAAAAUUUGAGAAUGAAAUGCCAAUUGUAAUAGAUUCUAUUUAUGAAUAUAGUAUUACAUGAAUUUUUAUGGGUCAACAGAUCUAGACCAAAUUAUUGAUACAAUUGAAUAUGCGAUAUACGAAUAUAAUGUAACUCAUGUUUGUUUGGAUAAUUUGUAAUUUAUGAUGGGAACUUAAGUUGGAGGAAAUAGGAAAUUUGAUUUUCAAGAUGAAAUAAUAGAGAAAUUUAGAAGAUUAACUAGUAAUAAUGAUAUCCAUUUAACCUUGGUCAUUCAUCCAAGGAAAGUUGAUGAAAAUGAGGAUUUAACUAUUGCAUCUAUUUUUGGUUCAGCUAAAGCCACUCAAGAAGCAGACAACGUCUUUAUUAUCUAAAACAGACCUAGAUACAGAGUGUUUGAAAUUAAGAAAAAUCGAUAUGAUGGAGAAGUAGGAAGAGUUGGAUUAGGUUUUGAUUCAAAUGUGAAGUCAUUCUUUGAACUUACAUCUGCAGAAGUCAAAGAAUUAAAUGAAGAAAAAACUACUAUAUUAGAUAUUAUUAGCAAAAGGAAACAAGAGGGCAGACAUUUUAAAUAAGAGAUUACUAUUAAUGAUAAAAAUGGUAAUAAUGAUGGCGGAAAUAAUGAAGGAGGAUCUCCAAAUAAAGGAGGAAAUCAUAAUAAUAGUCCAAUUAAUCCCAAAGUUUCUAAAAAAGAUAAUUUGAAUGCUCAAAAGAUAAGAUUAGAAAAUAUCGAAAUUCCAGAUCCAAAUAUUUUCAAAGAUAUAAAUGAUGAUGAAGAGGAUCAAAUGGCUCAAUUAGAAAAAAUGACUUUGCAAUAUGCAAAUCAAGAAAUCUCAGAAAUUAUUAUUAAUGAAAAACCUGUGAAAUAGGCUUUGGAUGAUAUUGAUGGUACUGAACCAAUUACUAAAGUGGAUAGUUCAAUUGUAAAUUCAAGUGUAGAAAUUAAUGAAAAAAAGCAAGUCCAUCAGGAUAGUCACACCGAUGCUUACUUCAACUAAGGUAAAGCGAUUAGAGAAUGUUAAAAAUGCAUUGACCCUUCUAAUGAUUAUCUUGAAAUAUGGAAAUUUGACUAAGAUAGUGAUUAUGGACUACAACCCAAAAUUGGAUAAUAUGAACCAAAACAGGAAUAAUAAACAUAGGCAGAUAAUAAUUAAACUCAAUCUAAUUAUAAUGAAUUUGCAUUAUUCAAUACUGAUCCAUUAAAUAAAUUUGCUGCUCAAAAAAUUAAUAAGGAACUAGAUUAAAUUUUAUAGAGUGAUGAAUUCUAGCCUGUUGAUGAUCAAAUAGAACUCUCUAAUUAAUAUACAAAUUCAAAGAGCAAAUCUAAAAGGGUUUCUUUUAUUCACGUUGGAUCAAAGAAGCCUUCUAAAUAAUAAUUAGAUUUAUGA
Messenger RNA from Paramecium octaurelia, 3140 nucleotides. The record is from the annotation of a GenBank genome assembly. Lineage: Eukaryota; Ciliophora; Oligohymenophorea; Peniculida; Parameciidae.